This is a messenger RNA of Megalopta genalis, 997 nucleotides long. RefSeq names its product superoxide dismutase 2 (gene Sod2). Gene Ontology annotation, cellular component: mitochondrion. The record is from RefSeq and is a predicted model, not a curated record. Lineage: Eukaryota; Metazoa; Arthropoda; Insecta; Hymenoptera; Halictidae. Gene Ontology annotation, biological process: superoxide metabolic process. Gene Ontology annotation, molecular function: superoxide dismutase activity; manganese ion binding.
GUUGAACUGUCCGGCACUUCGGCAGUUGCCGUCAGUUCGUAAUAGUUUGGCGAUCGAUGUUAUAGGCUCUGUACUUCACAUUUCUUCGUCGUUAUUUUAUAAAAAACAGUUUUAUCUAUUAAAGCUACAACCAUGUUUGCAGUGAAACGUGCUUUGUUAUCCAAUACAAUCAAAGAAGCAUUUAGGGCCAAACAUACCCUUCCUGAAUUGCCCUAUGAUUAUAAGGCACUUGAGCCAAUUAUAAGUGCUGAAAUCAUGGAACUUCAUCACUCCAAACAUCAUGCAACUUAUGUGAAUAAUUUAAACGUUGCUGAGGAAAAAAUGAAGGAGGCUGCAGCUAAGGGUGAUGUUAAUACUCAAAUUGCUUUAGGACCUGCAUUGAAGUUCAAUGGUGGUGGUCACUUAAACCACUCAAUCUUUUGGUGCAAUUUAUCGCCGAGUGGUGGUAAACCAGAUGCUGCUCUUGUUAAACAAAUCGAAAAGGAUUUUUGCAGCAUGGAAGAGAUGAAAAAACGCUUAUCAGACAGCACUGUUGCUGUUCAAGGUUCUGGCUGGGGUUGGCUCGGAUAUUGCAAAGAAUCGAAAUCAUUAAGGAUAGCCACGUGUGCUAACCAGGACCCUUUACAGGCUACGACCGGUUUGAUACCUCUUUUCGGUAUUGACGUUUGGGAGCACGCCUAUUAUUUGCAAUACAAGAAUGUUCGUCCUAGUUAUGUGAAGGCGAUUUUUGAUAUUAUUAACUGGAACGAUGUAAACGGUCGUUUCAAGGCAGCUACGGGAUGUUAAAGUGCAUGAUCGCUUAUAGUGACCAAGUUUUGAGAGUAUGAUAUAACAUUGAAAUCAUUUUUUAUGUAGUUCGGGGUUUUUUUUUCUAAAAGAUGACUUCGUAAUUUCGUCCUAAGUAUCAUCUUGUAAAGAUGUCUUAUCGUUUUACUAUACACGUUAUUUCGUAUCAAAUGUACACCUAUCAUGUAAUAAGAAAGAAAUUAACAGUAAA